Messenger RNA from Pseudovirgaria hyperparasitica, 1389 nucleotides. RefSeq lists its product as uncharacterized. The transcript is spliced from 3 exons. NCBI's taxonomy places the organism in Eukaryota, Fungi, Ascomycota, Dothideomycetes, Acrospermales, Acrospermaceae. The record is from RefSeq and is a predicted model, not a curated record. Bases 406 to 960 code for a protein of 184 amino acids.
CUGCGCGACCAACUUCACGUCGCUGUGGUGCUUCGCUAUAGUUGUUCUUCCAACCACCAAAGUCAACAUAUACUGUGUAUGCAUAUUCGCAGUCUUGUCUUGCUACACUGAACCAUCACUCUCGCAAAUAUCUCUGUCGUCCUCGCCUGUACCGUCUCCGCACUCCUCCGCUCCCAACGAUUUCAUCCGCUGCUACUUGCGCGCAGUGUUCGCGCCAGACUGACCAUCGGUCACGUCACCUUACAUUGCCCACCAGAUCACGGAAAAAAACGUCGGUCGCACUACGGAACAUACAAACGCUGCGCUGGCUAUCCUCUGACGCUACAUAAACUGGUUGAUUAAAGCUGCGUGCGUUUCCCAGACACCAAAGCGUUCAGGCCAGGUCGAAAGAUCGUUAUACAGGCAAUGGCGCGCUCAGUUGUGGGUAGAGCUGUGGUGGUGCGCGAGAAAUACUACUGGCCCGACAUCCAGUUGAAUGUGUGGACAAUAGUCAUGUUGGCUACGGCAGGAACCAUACUCGGAGUGAAUGCAUCAUUCUGGCAGAUACAGAACCAAAUGAAUUUAGGGGUACCUUGGAUAUUUCCAUAUGGUAUCACAGUUGGAGCCCUGACCGUCAUCUUCAUACUCAUUGAACUCGUUCUCAUCGCCCAACGUCGACUCUUGCCCGGUAUCAUGAUGCUCUUAUCAUUCGUAUUGCUUGUCCUAUUCAUCACGGGUAUCAUCGGCACGGGUAUUCAACUCUUUGGAUCGAACUCUAAUGUCAAUAAUCUCUGCUCGACGUAUGUGGACAACAUGAAUGUAAUGGGGGUCAGUUCGAAUACACUGGCAUGGCUCGAGCAGAACAGCAUUUGUUCGUCCUGGAAAGCCGUGUUUUCCUUUUGGAUAGUUGGGACUGUCUUCUUGGUAUGGAUGAUAGUCAUGGCUAUGCAAGUCAGUCGUAAUCAGUUUGAUAACUAUUGAGAGUUGUCCUCAUGAUGUACUAUUUUGGCGCUGUCACAUGAUUUCUGUUUUUACAUCGGUAUGUAAAGGAUACGUCGGAGCGUGUUGCUUGAAUAAAUCCCCUCGUCCUUCUGCUGCGAUGAAUCGAUCAAGGCGUCUGGAGGAUAAGUGCAUCGUCGGGAGUAAAAAUUCGAUUUACAACUUGUUUCAAUUUCCACGGAGGAGUUAUGGGAUCGAGAGAAAUGAGUUACCAUUGUCAAGGAAUAGGAAGUCUAGAGCUUGUGAUCCUUCUACUAGACCAAGAAAUCAAUUUGUACGUUUUUCAAGUAUAACUAUCCUAGAUAGGGAGAUGAGUUUUCUAGAAAAUUCAUAAGAAAUAUCGUCAUGCAUAGUAUAGUUAUACAUAUUAGAACUAGAGCUAGAUGAAAAUACGUAAUAGAAGUCAAAGCC